Molecule: messenger RNA, 683 nt
Organism: Spodoptera frugiperda (fall armyworm)
Lineage: Eukaryota; Metazoa; Arthropoda; Insecta; Lepidoptera; Noctuidae
Exons: 3
Coding region: 165-533 (122 amino acids)
Source: RefSeq, a predicted model, not a curated record
GUAUUAAUUAGAUAAGACGUUCUACGAAAUUCAAUGUACGGCUGGUUUUUCACGAUGAUAAUAACAGUCUUAUCACUAUUCUUUAAACUAUAAAUACUAUGUCCAACAACAGUCAGCAUUGUACUCACAUCGCCUUCUGAGGAAGCAACAGUGAACACAUCAAAAUGAUGAAGAGCCUGAUUCUGGUUGCGGUGCUCGCCGCCCUAGCUGUCUGCAAUGACGCAGCUAGUCUUGAAAGCCCUGCCUUCAGGGCUAACCUGUACCAGGGAGCCAUCAGGCCCGGAGACAGACUGCUGCACAGCAACUACUACUACAAAAAUCCCAUCACCAACGCUGUGCAGUACCAGGACAUCACCUACCGUGGCAACGCCAGCACCAGGAUCUCCUACAUCCAAGCCACUGAGGUCGGCUACACACAGUGGGGUAUCCCAUCCCUCAGGGCUGGUGGUGUCAACUUCAACCACGCUACCAUCAGGCUGACUUCCCAAAGAGGCUACGGCUACUACUACCGUGUUGAGAUCUGGGGUCGUUAAGACAACCACUAAUACGACAAUCUGGACGAUAGACCACCAUAAUGACUUAAUGGCAUGAAAUCGGUAAUAAAGCGGGUAUUAUUGUGUACAUAAGAAAAUAAAGUGAAUCUUAAAGAGUCCUUUAUGUAAUAAAAUUUAUGCAUUGCUAAA